AUGGUGGACUUAUCAAAGUUUUUCAUCCAAUAUUAUCUCUGGGGCAUAACGACUAUGUGUUUCUUCAAUAAUUCAUGCCUCUCUCUCGUAUAUCUGGCUCGACAAGCAAAUCUCUCAAAUUUGCUAAAACUCUUGUUUAACCUUUCUGGUCUUGGAAAAUUAUUACUCUCAAUCAUCAAUUCACUGUCACCAGCAACCGUCGAGACAACUUGUUUGAUGGAAGGAUAUAUGACCAAUUUUGUUAAUUCCACUUUUAGGUCAACCUUGAGCGCUUUUUUAUUGUGGCGAGUGAGAGUGAUUGGAGGUGAAGAAAAGGACUUGUUUAUUGGGUUGACCCUUUGGAUGCCAAGCGCUGUUCUAAUGCUCGCACGAACUUUUAUCAUCAGAUAUGAUUCGACGUAUAUUCCUGCAAUCGCAAGCUACAUCUGUUACGGAACAACACCACACAUAACAGUAAUUUUCCAAUGGAUAUUCGUUGCAUUUGAUUUCGCCAUUGAUAUUUUCGUCACCAUACGACUAUGCCAAAUCCUUGACAAAGCGAAUAAGAAUACACAACACGUGACACAAAACAUGCGGAAACCAUUCAAACGAACAUUAUUCACCUCAGUCAAGUACUGGAAUUUUAUUCGCCUGUUUCUCGCAAUCUUUUAUCAUGUCAUGUCGACGGUUCAAGCGACAAUUGGUUAUACUCAGAUUGACCAACUUACCAUGACGUAUAUAUUCACUUUUAUUUUCUUGGCCUUGUCGUUUAUUAUUACGACUGACGCAGAGAUUGUGAGAGCAAUCGAGGGACGAAAAACACCUACUCGUAAACAAGAAACGAACAAAGACGAGAACCAACUACGUUUUAGCAACAGUACUUGUAAGUGCAGUAAUCAACAUUCGAGUCUCUCGACCAAAACUUCGUCAUCGCAAAGCAAUGAUUACAUAAAUGAAAAUCAAAAAAAUCCGCAAGUUGACAUUCAGAUUAUAGAUUGA
Ambispora leptoticha is the source of this 978-nucleotide messenger RNA. NCBI's taxonomy places the organism in Eukaryota, Fungi, Glomeromycota, Glomeromycetes, Archaeosporales, Ambisporaceae. The record is from the annotation of a GenBank genome assembly.